AUGGAGCGAGGCUGCUCGGACGAUUACCAGGCGUUUGUGGCCCUGCACGGGCCGGCGCUCGGCGCUUCGGGGGUCCCGUCCUGCUACUGGCAAAGCCUGUGGCGCAAACUGGAAAAAGAGGUGUUCGAUGCUGGCGAGUAUUUUGGGAUAAUGCAGGUGGAGGAGGUGGAAGAGGAAGAGGAAGAAGGAGGCGAUGAUGAAACAGAGGAAGAAUCGAAAAAGAAACCAAAUCCUGGAAAUGAACUGUGCUACAAGGUUAUAGUGACAAAUGAAAAUGGACUUCAGGCAGGUCUGUCUGAUAGCAUUUUUCUUAUUGACCAUGCCUGGACAUAUCGUGUUGAACACGCCCGCCAACAGCUCCUGCAGGUUCCUGGUCUGCUUCACAGGAUGGCCAACUUGAUGGGAAUAGGCUUCCAUGGAGAAGUGCCAGAUGACGGAGCCGUCGAUCAGGUUUUGGAGGACAUGUGGAAAUACAACCAGACCUAUCAGUUGUCAUGUGGGACUGCUGAAGAGAAGGUCCCUGUAUGGUAUAUUAUGGAUGAAUUCGGAUCCCGAAUCCAGCAUUCAGAUGAACCCACUUUUGCAACAGCACCUUUAUUUUACAUGCCACAACAAAUUGCUUAUACGAUUCUCUGGCCCUUAAGAGACCUUGAGACUGGCGAGGAAGUGACCCGUGACUUUGCUUAUGGAGAAACCGAUUGUUUAAUUAGGAAGUGUCGGCUAUUUCCGUGGCUACCCAGUGAGGUUCUAGAUGUUAAUUCUUUCACCACUGAACCAUCAGAUGAUCACUACGAGGCAAUCUUAAAUGAAAACAAGGAGAAACUUCCAAUUUCAAUAAAGCUUCCUGUUUAUGACAAGAAUAAAAUCUUCAAAGUUUACACAGAUCUCCAACAGGUGCUACAGAAUCUGACUCAUUCCCGUUUUGAAUUUACGGACUCUGAGCAAGAAGCAGAUAUUCUCUACAACUUCUCUCACUUCAAAGAUUACAGGAAACUAAGUGAGGAAAGACCUCAUGUGAUGUUGAAUCAAUUUCCAUGUGAGAAUCUCUUGACCGUGAAGGAUUGCCUCGCAUCAGUCUCAAGGCGAGUUGGAGGCUCAGAAGGGCCUAAUUGGCUGCCUCGUACUUUUAACCUUCAUACAGAAUUACCACAGUUCAUCAGUUUCUUUCAGCAGCGUGAGAUGAGAGGAGAAGACAACCAUUGGAUAUGCAAACCCUGGAACCUGGCCAGGAGCUUGGACACUCACAUCACCAAGAGCCUUAACAAUAUCAUCAGGCAGAGAGAGAGCAUCCCUAAGGUGGUGUCUAAGUAUAUUGAGAAUCCAGUCUUGUUUCAUCUGGAAGAUGUGGGGCUAGUUAAAUUUGACAUUCGUUACAUUGUGCUGCUGCGAUCAGUUAAGCCGCUCAGGCUGUACGUUUAUGAUGUGUUUUGGCUCCGGUUCUCAAAUAGACCAUUUUCACUUGAUGACUUGGAUGAUUAUGAGAAGCAUUUUACCGUAAUGAACUACGCUUCUGGAGUGUCUUUAAAACAGAUCCACUAUAAUGAAUUUAUUCCUCUCUUUGAGAAGCAGCAUGCUGAGUUCUCUUGGAAAGCUGUUGAAGAAGAUAUUUUUAAGGCGUUCGCUGAAUUAUUCCAGGCUGCUUGUGCAAAGCCUGCACCACUCGGCAUCUGUGACUACCCAUCCUCACGAGCCGUAUAUGCCAUAGACCUGAUGCUUAAGUGGGAUACAUCCGGUGAUGGGAAACCAUAUAUGCAGCCUCAGAUCCUAGAGGUGAAUUUCAACCCUGACUGUGACAGAGCCUGCAAAUACCACCCAACCUUCUUCAAUGAUGUCUUCAGCACCCUCUUCUUGGACGAACCCAAAGAGUGCCAUGUGAUCUCCAUUGUCUAGCUCCAUCUGGCUUGACUUGGCUAAUGUGUGCUUCACAGUGAUAUAUAUAUUUCAGUUCUAUGAGCUGCUUAUGCAAGUAUUUUUCCUAUACUGUAAAAAACAAACGACGAUGACCUAUUCUAUCAGGUGGAAUAUGCAUAUAGUGUACUUCUAGGCAGGCAUCUGCUGUUUUUUUCUUGUCUGUCUGCUGUUAUUUUAUCACCAGCUUGCUUUCACAAUAUUAUAUGUAUUGUUGUAUACCGAUGGUCACAGAAGUUCAGUAGCAAUUUCUUCUGUCUCUUGAACUCACUUACAAGAAAGCUUCUUUCAACCUGCUUUAUGAUUUACUGCAUUUAAUUGAGGCCAGUGUUUGUCCUAAUACAGUUUCGUUCCCAUCUCUUAAUUAGCUCCAUGUUUAAUUUGGAAAACAAAGCAUUUUAUUUCAAAGCUGCAGCUGGCUUGUGACCAUACAGUUUUCAGUUUUAAUUAUAAUAAGCAACGUCACAGCAAAAUACCAGAAAUUGCCUUUGGUGUAGCGGAGGACCACCUCUAAGUUCUUUUCUCCAGGUAAAGGCAUAGUAUAAAAUAAAAAUUGCAGCAGGUUCUUUGCUGCACCAUGCCUGCUUGACAAUACUGGCCUAGGUGGACCAGUGGUCUGACUCAGUAUGAGGGAGCUUCCUGUGCCCUGAAGACGUGUGUACCAAAAAAUCUAACUCUGGUUCAAUUAUCAGUCUUGCAGCCCCCCCCCCCCCCAAAUCUUCAGAAUGAUUUGUGCUAUCACCUAUGGUACUGAGUACAAAGAAUAUUAAUGUAGGAAUAUUCAGCUUUUCUUACUUCUGGGUGAGUUUGGAAGAAGGUUCUGCCUCUGAGGUUCAAGAAAUGUCCUUAGAAUUGUAUUUUGAAAGGUCAGUAGCAGGCAAAUGAUGUAAAAGCACCAAUGUAUUUCUAAGACAUUGCUGGAGAAAUGGAGCUUGCUCACCAUGUUCACGGAGUAUAAUAAUGUGCAAACAAAUGAUUAAAAACAGCUC
This is a messenger RNA of Elgaria multicarinata webbii, 2897 nucleotides long. It is a transcript of the gene TTLL12, whose product is annotated as tubulin tyrosine ligase like 12. Bases 1 to 1890 code for a protein of 629 amino acids. Gene Ontology annotation, cellular component: cytoplasm. Gene Ontology annotation, biological process: protein modification process. NCBI's taxonomy places the organism in Eukaryota, Metazoa, Chordata, Lepidosauria, Squamata, Anguidae. The transcript has 14 exons. The record is from RefSeq and is a predicted model, not a curated record.